Acomys russatus (golden spiny mouse) is the source of this 2420-nucleotide messenger RNA. RefSeq names its product fascin actin-bundling protein 2, retinal (gene Fscn2). Gene Ontology annotation, cellular component: actin cytoskeleton; cytoplasm. Gene Ontology annotation, biological process: cell migration; actin filament bundle assembly; establishment or maintenance of cell polarity. The transcript is spliced from 5 exons. Gene Ontology annotation, molecular function: protein-macromolecule adaptor activity; actin filament binding. Bases 880 to 2358 code for a protein of 492 amino acids. The record is from RefSeq and is a predicted model, not a curated record. NCBI's taxonomy places the organism in Eukaryota, Metazoa, Chordata, Mammalia, Rodentia, Muridae.
ACCCAGCUUUGGGGCUGCUCUUUCCAAACCAAGUGGACUAGGAACACUAGGGCACCUGUCUCCACACUGCCAUCCCUGCUCAGGGUCAAGGUGUCCCAAUCUUACCACUGGUGCUUACACCCUUCCUGCCACCUCCCCAACCCACAGCCCAGGGGCAGAUGGAGAAUAGUAUCAGACCCAGGACUUCCCACAAGGGUAGGAGCCAGGUGGCCUGGUGGGGUACAGGACAGGCUGCUGCUGCGUGCUACAGGGGGCCUUCCUGCCCCUGGCAGCAGGAAUCAGAGACGUGGUAACCGGAUCCUGUAGAGGAUCUGGCGGCCACUGAGGGUGGAGGGCUGCGAUCAGGUUGCCGGCCUGCCGAGUUUUCCACUGGGCUGCAUUUUGUACCCUGGGAAAGAGCUGGGCUGGACUGGGGGUCUGAGCUGGGGAGCGGGAAGCCCCAAAGUAAUAGGAAGAAGGGGAGCCGAGAGGCAAGGAGUCCACGAGCUACAGGGCAUAGGACCCAGGCAGCCGUGGGUAAGGACAGGAGGUGGGCAGCCUCUCUCCUGUCCUGCUGGGCACAGACCCUGGCCUUGGUGCCAUCCAGGAGCCACUGAAAUCCAAGAUGGGGGUAAGGCACUGUGGCUACCACUCCUAAGCCGGCGUUUCUGAUCCGUCCCCCCUCACCCGCCCUCCGCUGCCCGCUGGCCAUGUAAGCUCUGCCUGGGUGGCCAAGGCCACAAGAGAGGCAGCACUGGAACAGGUAACGUCCAUGUCACUGGCUAGGCUUGGGAGCCAAGGGCGAGAUAGACAGAUCUGGGCCUCUGGGGGGUCCACAGGGCCCCUGAACAGUCAGAGAGAGCCUCCCAGGCAGCUGAAGCAACGUGGCUAGCCUCAAAGAUGCCAACCAACGGCUUGCACCAGGUGCUGAAGAUCCAGUUUGGCCUCGUCAAUGACGCCAACCGCUACCUGACAGCAGAGAGCUUCGGCUUCAAGGUCAAUGCUUCAGCAUCCAGCCUCAAGAGGAAGCAGAUCUGGGUCCUGGAGCCUGACCCAGGCCAGGGCACUGCUGUGCUGUUCCGCAGCAGCCACCUAGGCCGCUACCUGUCAGCAGAGGAGGACGGGCGUGUGGCCUGUGAGGUGGCUCAGCCGGGCCGUGACUGUCGCUUCCUGGUCUUGCCACAGCCUGAUGGCCGCUGGGUGCUGCAGUCAGAGCCGCACGGCCGAUUCUUCGGCGGCACCGAGGACCGGCUGUCCUGCUUUGCCACAGCUGUCUCCACGGCAGAGCUGUGGACUGUGCACCUGGCCAUCCACCCACAGGCACAUUUGUUGAGCGUGAGCCGUCGGCGCUACGUGCACCUGUGCCUUCAGGAAGACGAAAUGGCGGCAGAUGGUGACAUGCCGUGGGGUGUGGACGCACUGGUCACCCUCAUCUUCCAGAGCAGGCGGUACUGCCUCAAGUCUUGCGACAGCCGCUACCUACGCAGUGAUGGUCGCCUUGUCUGGGAGCCCGAAGCCCACGCCUGCUACACACUAGAGUUCAAGGCAGGCAAGCUGGCCUUCAAGGACUGUGAUGGUCGCUACCUGGCACCCGUGGGGCCUGCGGGCACACUCAAGGCUGGCCGCAAUGCGAGGCCCGGCAAAGACGAGCUUUUCCACCUGGAACAGAGUCACCCGCAGGUGGUGCUGGUAGCUGCCAACCACCGCUACGUCUCUGUGAGGCAAGGAGUCAAUGUCUCGGCCAAUCAGGAUGAAGAACUGGACCACGAGACCUUCCUGAUGCAAAUCGACCAGGAGACAAAGAAGUGUACUUUCUAUUCCAGCACUGGGGGCUACUGGGCCUUGGUCACGCACGGGGGCAUUCAGGCCACAGCGACACAAGUCUCGGCCAACACCAUGUUUGAAAUGGAGUGGCAUGGCCGGCGGGUGGCACUUAAAGCCAGCAAUGGGCGUUACGUGUGCAUGAAGAAAAACGGGCAGCUGGCAGCCAUCAGUGACUUUGUGGGUGAAGACGAGUUAUUCAUCCUCAAACUCAUCAACCGGCCCAUCCUGGUGCUGCGUGGCAUGGAUGGCUUCGUGUGCCACCGCCGAGGCUCUAACCAGCUGGACACCAACCGCUCCACCUACGACGUGUUUCGCCUGAGCUUCAGGGAUGGCGCCUACCAGAUCAGAGGCCGUGGAGGUGGGUUCUGGUACACCGGCAGCCAUGGAAGCGUGUGCAGCGACGGCGACCUGGCGGAGGAUUUCCUCUUCGAGUUCCGAGAGCGUGGCCGCCUGGCCAUCCGUGCCCUCAGCGGCAAGUACCUGUGUGGCGGCGCCUCAGGGCUGCUGCGAGCUGACGCAGACCUGCCGACAGGGGAAGCUCUCUGGGAAUAUUGAGGACUCACAGGGGGUGGGGUCAACUCCAGAGCCCCAGCAACCCAGCAUUAAACCUUUGUUGC